Molecule: messenger RNA, 314 nt
Organism: Lepus europaeus (European hare)
Lineage: Eukaryota; Metazoa; Chordata; Mammalia; Lagomorpha; Leporidae
Gene: CCL20
Product: C-C motif chemokine ligand 20
Exons: 4
Coding region: 1-294 (97 amino acids)
Biological process (GO): positive regulation of GTPase activity; cellular response to type II interferon; inflammatory response
Cellular component (GO): extracellular region
Molecular function (GO): CCR chemokine receptor binding; chemokine activity
Source: RefSeq, a predicted model, not a curated record
AUGACGUGUGGUAGCAAAUCUUUACUUCUGUCUGCAUUGAUGUCAGUGCUGCUACUUCAUCUCUGCAGCAAGUUGGAAGCAGCAAGUAACUUUGACUGCUGCCUUCGGUAUACAGAAUGUACAAUUCGUCCCAGAUUUAUCGUGGGCUUCACACAGCAGCUGGCCAAUGAAGCGUGUGACAUCAAUGCUAUCAUCCUUCACACAAAGAAGAAUUUGUCUGUGUGUGCGGAUCCAAAGAUGGAAUGGGUGAAAAGAGUUGUGCGAAUCGUCAGUAACAGAGUCAAGAAGAUGUAAAAACAAAUGCUAUUCUGGAG